Molecule: messenger RNA, 885 nt
Organism: Coniophora puteana RWD-64-598 SS2
Lineage: Eukaryota; Fungi; Basidiomycota; Agaricomycetes; Boletales; Coniophoraceae
Product: kinase-like protein
Exons: 2
Biological process (GO): peptidyl-serine phosphorylation; autophagy
Cellular component (GO): cytoplasm
Molecular function (GO): ATP binding; protein serine/threonine kinase activity
Source: RefSeq, a predicted model, not a curated record
AUGCCCUCCAAAACCGCCGCCUCCGUCGCACCUCCGCCCCCUGCCCUGGGCACCUACAUUGAUGGCGGAAACCUCGAACUCGUCGAGGUUCUCGGUGUUGGCGGAUACGGUGUCGUCUACCGUGCUGUCGACGUCACGGACCCUGCUCUGCCCUCGUACGCAGUCAAGUGUCUCGUAAACAACCCCGCCCAGUCGCUCUCCCGUCAGCGCCAGCUCCACAUUCGCGAGAUCACCCUGCACCGCCUCGCCUCCGCCCAUCCUAACGUCGUGAAGCUUCACCGCGUCCUCGAGGAGCACCCCUAUACGUUCAUCAUCAUGGACUUCGCCAGCGACGGAGACUUGUUCUCCCAGAUCCUCCACAGCUGUCGCUAUCUCGGCAACAAUGCGCUUAUAAAGCACAUCUUCCUCCAGCUCCUCGACGCUGUUGAGUACUGCCACUCACUCGGUAUCUACCACCGAGACCUCAAGCCAGAAAACGUGCUAUGCUUUGACGGCGGCUAUCGCGUUGGCAUCACUGAUUUCGGCCUCGCCACGACCGAUAGGUUCAGCGAGGAGUUCCGGACAGGCAGCGUGUACCACAUGAGUCCAGAAUGCCAGGGUGGUGCUUUCGCACCCACAGGGUCCUACUCGCCUCUGUUCAACGACAUCUGGUCGUUGGCCAUCAUCCUCUUGAACCUCGCCACGGGACGUAAUCCGUGGAAGUCGGCUUCCACCUCCGACCCGACCUUCCAGGCAUAUCUCCAGGACCCUAUUAACUUCCUCCCCACUGUCCUCCCUAUUUCUCCUGAGAUCAACGACAUCCUCAUUCGCAUGCUGGAGGUCGACUGGCGGCAUCGCAUCACUCUGGCUGACGUCCGCGCAGCUAUCAUGACUAUCGACAACUUC